Molecule: messenger RNA, 2282 nt
Organism: Anneissia japonica
Lineage: Eukaryota; Metazoa; Echinodermata; Crinoidea; Comatulida; Comatulidae
Product: mucin-2-like
Exons: 25
Coding region: 107-1834 (575 amino acids)
Source: RefSeq, a predicted model, not a curated record
CGGUGUGGUCGACUAUGAUUUUACUCAUUUGCAAUCUGAAAUCGACGAAACUGAUUACUGGCAGUACUAAUAUUCUGGAUCAAUCUAUUAGAGAGCAAGAAAACGUAUGGAGAUAAAAGGAUGUUGGACGAUAUAUGCGUUGACGUACGCACUCGUUAUCUUCAUCGCACUAUGGGGAGACAUUUCAGUUCAAGGUACUACGACACAGCCUGAUACUACACACAUUACAACUUCAGAUGGUGCUACGACACAGCCUGUUACUACACACAUUACUCCCGAUGAAUCUACCUAUUCCACUGUGGCUAUAACUACGACGGAAAAUUAUAUUGAAACAACGAAUACAACAGAUUGGACGAAUUCGACAACGGACUGGUUAAGAAAUGAUAAUUUAACGGAUUGGAUAACAACGAAUAGGACAACGGAUUGGACAACAACGGAUGGGACAAUAACAGAUUGGACAACAACGGAUUGGACAACGACGGAUAGCACAACGGAUAGGACAACAACGGAUCAUCAUACUGAUGUCGAUGUGACAAAUCAAAUUGUAACGACGUCACAAAUGACAUCCGAUGUCACGACAAAUGAUCCACACGCAACAACAAAUUCACAUGUAACCUCUGCUACAACCAGAGCUACGGAUGCUAUGGAUGCUAUCUCCACUCCCAAACCUACCACUCCAAUGCAUGAAGAUACUACAACACAACCUGGUCCUACAACUACACAGGCUAUAUCUACAAACGGUGCUACGACACAGCCUGUUACUACACACACUACAAAUCCGGAUGGUAUUACGACACAGCCUGUUACUACACAGAAUACAACUCCAGAUGGUAUUACGACACAGCCUGUUACUACACAGAAUACAACUCCAGAUGGUACUAUGACACCGAAAGUUACUACACAGACUGGAACUCCAGAUGAUACUACAACACAGUCUGUUACUACACACACUACAACUCCGGAUGGUAUUACGACACAGCCUGUUACUACACAGAAUACAACUCCAGAUGGUACUAUGACACCGAAAGUUACUACACAGACUGGAACUCCAGAUGGUGCUACGACACAGCCUGUUACUACACACACUACAACUCCGGAUGGUAUUACGACACAGCCUGUUACUACACAGAAUACAACUCCAGAUGGUACUAUGACACCGAAAGUUACUACACAGACUGGAACUCCAGAUGAUACUACAGCACAGUCUGUUACUACACAGACUACAACUCCGGAUGAUACUACAACACAGCCUGUUACUAAACAGACUACAACUCCGGAUGAUACUACAACACAGCCUGUUACUACAAAGACUACAACUCCGGAUGGUACUACGACACCAAAAGUUACUACGCAGACUGGAACUCCAAAUGGUACUAUGACACCGAAAGUUACUACACAGACUGGAACUCCAGAUGGUACUAUGACACCGAAAAUUACUACACAGACUGGAACUCCAGAUGGUACUACAAUACCGACUAUUACUACACAGACUGGAACUUCAGAUGAUACUACGACACAGCCUGGUACUACGAGUACACAGCCUAAAACUACAACAGUUAUAACAACACAGGAAACACCAUCUGAGAAUACGAUCAUAAUCUGUACAGCAGCAAUCUGCACAUGUACAUUUCCUCAGCAGACGGACCCAUAUGUUAUCUGGGAAUCCGCAUCUUUAGGAGAUUCUGAUUUUUCGGAAUUUAAGGCAAAUAAUAUUACAGGAGACCAUUCCAACCACACACUGGAGAUGAAGUAUGUGCCGUUGGAAUCACAAGUCAGUAUAUAUUUAUAUAUUCUUUACUCAUUAUUUUAUGCGUAUUCAUAUCAUCAGGAUUAAUGAUAUUGUUGGUAUUAUUAAUUAGUGGUCUGAUGUUCGAGUUUCUUACAGUUAAUAUUGGUCAAAGUUACAGGUUCAAACAGCUUUUGAUAAACAGCAAUAAUAUGUGUAUAUCAGACAACAGCUUUUUAUAUAUAUAUACAUAUAUAUAUGUAUAUAUAUAUAUAUAUGUAUAUAUGUAUAUAUGUGUAUAUAUAUAUGUAUAUUGCUUUGCUCAGACUUUUUGGAUUGUACGUGAUAUAUUAUUAACUUAAGUGAAUUACAUAGCUGCAUAGCUUUUCUGCGAUGAUAUUCGUUUGCUAUAGCAUAUUUUGCCUAAAUUAAAAUCAGAUGUUGGAUAUAUUCAUCCAACAUUUGUUUUCCAUUUUACAGAACAACCACUAAUUAAACUCUCUUCGCUCACGACCCCGCCCUUUUCUUUUCAUCAUUGAAUCCGUACCUGGGACCC